Molecule: messenger RNA, 1008 nt
Organism: Guillardia theta CCMP2712
Lineage: Eukaryota; Cryptophyceae; Pyrenomonadales; Geminigeraceae
Exons: 11
Coding region: 1-1008 (335 amino acids)
Molecular function (GO): protein binding
Source: RefSeq, a predicted model, not a curated record
AUGAACAUGCGACGGCAUGGCGAUGACGACAAUGGCGACGAUGAUCCCCGGCCUGGCUGUCAUAACGUGCCUUAUGGCGGAAAGAAGUCGCCGAGUGAUUGUUGGGCUGACAAGAUGAUGAAGAAGCUUUUCAAAGUGUUCAAGAGGAAGAAGAAGGAUGACGAUCACGACAAGGAACGUAAAGAUGAACGCGACGACGAAGGUGAUGGAGGGGACAGGCUGAGGAAUAGUCAGCUCCGCGAAGCAGCUUUCAACGGAAAGUUAUGUAAGAUCGCACAGCAAUCAGGCGAGGAGGGAGGGGAAGGAGACGUUACGGUCCUGCGACAGCUACUGGACGCCAAGGCAAACAUCAACAGCCCCAACCGCACUGGGCAGACAGCACUGCACUUUGCUGCUGCAAGAGGGAGAUUGCUGUGUGUGAAGGCACUGCUGGCAGCUGGAGCAAGAGCAGACGCUGCCGACGAGAGCGGAAACCUUCCUAUUCACUUUGCAGCUAUGAUGGCGUGCUCUUGGACGCACGUCAGCAGCCUUGCGCCAGAGGGCGACCCGCACCCCUUCUACAAAAAGUCCAAGAAGCGGAGAGGUGGAAAAUGCUCCCUGCUGACGAUGACAGCGCUGCGUUCUGACAUGGCGUGCUGUUGUCCGGUCACAGUGGAGUCAGAAGAGCAUGAGGACAGGAAGAAAGCUGUCUGUGUGCUGUGUAAGGGGUAUGCGCACAGCUCCAAGAAGUGCGGUCUGUUGGAGGUCCGCAAGGUGAUAAAGGUGCUGAAGAAGGCAAGCCCAAAGAACAAGAAGAAUGAUUUGAACAAGACUCCGAAAGACUACUUACUAGAAGUGAUAGAGAAGGUGAAUUUCGGAGCUUCUUUGUUGGUGCUAGUCAACGUCUGUUUGAUCAAGGUGGAAGACUUUUGCAAGGAGAGGAAAUCGGGCAAAAGAUUUCUCGAAGCUCCUGUGAUGUUUGCUGUUGAUCUACUGGAAGUGACGCACAACGGCUUCAUUCAAAACUAA